AGUCGGAGAUCACCAUGAAGCGGCCCAGGGAGCCGAGCAGUUCGGACGGCGAGUCCGACGGACCCAUCGACGUGGGCCGCGAGGGCGAGCUGAGCCAGAUGGCCAGGCCACUGUCCACUCCCAGCCCUUCGCAGAUGCAAGCCAGGAAGAAACGCAGAGGGAUCAUAGAGAAACGGCGCCGAGACCGUAUCAACAGCAGCCUUUCUGAAUUGCGGCGCUUGGUCCCCACUGCCUUUGAGAAACAGGGCUCGUCCAAGCUGGAGAAAGCUGAGGUGUUACAGAUGACGGUGGAUCACUUAAAAAUGCUCCAUGCCACUGGUGGGACAGGAUUCUUUGAUGCCCGAGCCCUGGCACUUGACUUCCGGAGCAUUGGUUUUCGGGAGUGCCUCACCGAGGUCAUCAGGUACCUGGGUGUCCUGGAAGGGCCCAGCAGCCGUGCAGACCCUGUCCGGAUUCGCCUUCUCUCCCACCUCAACAGUUAUGCAGCUGAGAUGGAGCCUUCGCCCACACCCACUGGCCCCUUGGCCUUCCCUGCUUGGCCCUGGUCUUUCUUUCAUAGUUGCCCGGGGCUGCCAGCCCUAAGCAGCCAGCUUGCCAUCCUGGGAAGAGUGCCUGGCCCUGUCCUUCCCGGUGCUUCCUCUCCUGCUUACCCCAUCCCAGCCCUCCGAUCCACUCCCAUUCGCAGAGCCGCUGGCACCAUCCUGCCAGCCCGGAGGAAUUUGCUGCCCACUAGAGGAGCAUCUUCCACCCGGAGGGCCCGCCCCCCAGAGAGGCCAGCUGCCCCCAUGCCCUUGGCCCCCAGCAGCAGGGCUGCCAGGAGCAGCCACAUCACUCCCCUCCUGCAGUCUUCCUCCCCCACUCCUCCUGGUGCUGUGAGACCUGCUGCUUAUGUGGCUGUUCCCACCUCCAGCCCAUCCUCCCCAGGGCCAGCUGGGAGGCCAGCAGGGGCCAUGCUAUACCACUCCUGGGUCUCCGAAAUCACUGAAAUCGGGGCUUUCUGAGCUGGCUUCUACCCCUACCCCCAGGAGUGAAGAAGGUUCUUUUUCCAGGAGCUCUGAAAACGGCACUACCUUUUUUCUGUUUUGCUUCAUGGAUUGGCUUAUGUGAUGAAGGCACCUUCACCAGCCAUUGGAAGCCCCCUUCUCCUCCUCCUGCCCUUCUCUCCUCCUCACUGUUCACCCAACUUAUCCACUCAACUCUUCUGGACAAGCUUUGAUCUAAGGCUUGGUCCCAUCUCUCACCUACACAGAUGAGUCUUGG
Otolemur garnettii (small-eared galago) is the source of this 1260-nucleotide messenger RNA. RefSeq names its product hes related family bHLH transcription factor with YRPW motif-like (gene HEYL). Gene Ontology annotation, biological process: anterior/posterior pattern specification; regulation of neurogenesis; circulatory system development. NCBI's taxonomy places the organism in Eukaryota, Metazoa, Chordata, Mammalia, Primates, Galagidae. The coding region runs from base 15 to 1001 and encodes 328 amino acids. Gene Ontology annotation, molecular function: protein dimerization activity; DNA-binding transcription factor activity, RNA polymerase II-specific; RNA polymerase II cis-regulatory region sequence-specific DNA binding. The transcript is spliced from 5 exons. Gene Ontology annotation, cellular component: nucleus. The record is from RefSeq and is a predicted model, not a curated record.